Molecule: messenger RNA, 731 nt
Organism: Chelonus insularis
Lineage: Eukaryota; Metazoa; Arthropoda; Insecta; Hymenoptera; Braconidae
Gene: Rpe
Product: Ribulose-5-phosphate-3-epimerase
Exons: 4
Coding region: 1-681 (226 amino acids)
Biological process (GO): carbohydrate metabolic process; pentose-phosphate shunt; pentose-phosphate shunt, non-oxidative branch
Cellular component (GO): cytosol
Molecular function (GO): D-ribulose-phosphate 3-epimerase activity; metal ion binding
Source: RefSeq, a predicted model, not a curated record
AUGGUAAAACAAUUAACAGCAAAAAUUGGGCCAUCAAUUUUAAAUUCUGACUUAGCAUCUCUUUAUGAUGAAUCACAAAAAUUAAUGGAUUCUGGAGCUGAUUAUUUACAUCUAGAUGUAAUGGAUGGCCAUUUUGUUCCUAACUUAACGUUUGGUCAUCCAAUCGUUAAGUGCUUGAGAAAUAAAAUUAAAAAUGCAUUCUUUGAAACUCACAUGAUGGUCUCAAAACCUGAACAGUGGAUUGAACCAAUGGCUGAUGCAGGUGUUAAUCAAUAUACAUUUCAUGUGGAACCGGUAAAAGAUGUAGCAUCAGUUUGUAGAAAAGUUCAAGAAGCUGGAAUGAAAGUUGGAAUAGCCUUGAAGCCAGCUACUCCCGUAGACGUAGUUACUGAUUAUGUUGAUAUGGCUGAUAUGAUUCUUGUUAUGACGGUUGAGCCUGGAUUCGGUGGCCAAAAAUUUCUGGACAAUAUGAUGGAUAAAGUUAAAUGGUUAAGAAAAAAUUAUCCAACACUUGAUAUUGAAGUUGACGGAGGUGUUGGACCGACUACCAUUCAUGCCUGUGCUGAGGCCGGAGCUAAUAUGAUAGUUUCCGGAACAGCAGUGACUAAAUCAGAAGAUCCAGAAAAAGUAAUAUCGUCUUUAAGAAAUACAGUAAACGCAGAGCUAACAAAAAAUUUAUAAAAAUGAUAAAAAUUUAUUUUUACAUAUUAUAUAAGUUUAUUAAUUCGUAA